Molecule: messenger RNA, 2476 nt
Organism: Nerophis ophidion (straightnose pipefish)
Lineage: Eukaryota; Metazoa; Chordata; Actinopteri; Syngnathiformes; Syngnathidae
Product: gastrula zinc finger protein XlCGF8.2DB-like
Exons: 2
Coding region: 1064-2191 (375 amino acids)
Biological process (GO): regulation of transcription by RNA polymerase II
Molecular function (GO): DNA-binding transcription factor activity; RNA polymerase II cis-regulatory region sequence-specific DNA binding
Source: RefSeq, a predicted model, not a curated record
CGUUCUCAUGUGUGCUUGCAUGUAACAUUUGUCAUCAAAGACUUUACCACAAACCGAACAACAGACAUGGUUUUCUCCCGUGUGCGUCCUCAUGUGUCGAGUCAAACUAGAUUUGACCACAAACCCCUUUGCACAAACUGAGCAGCUGAACGGGUUUUCUCCUGUGUGUAUUUUCAUAUGUUGAGUCAAACUAUACUUUACGACGAACCCUUUGGCACAAACCGGACAGGCGAAGGGUUUUUCUUCUGUGUGCGUUCUCAUGUGUGCGCGCAUGUAACAUUUGUCAUCAAACCCUUUACCGCAAACCGAACAACUGAACGGGUUCUCUCCCGUGUGUGUUUUCAUGUGUCGAGUCAAACUGGAUUUUACCACAAACUCUUUUGCACAAACGGAACAAGCGAAGGGUUUUUCUUCCGUGUGCGUUCCCAUAUUUACAUCGAGGUCUGACAUCUCGUCACUAUCUGAUAGCGGCGCUAAGAGCUUGUCUGCUUGUGAUCCUCCACAGUGGUCUCCAUCAGCUUCUGCUGGCAUGUGUGGCGGUGAGAUGCUUCUGGAAGGUUCAACGGCUCUGUUCUCCCCACUUGGACUGUGAUGAAGCUGUGAGGACUCAGGUGGUUUCUCUUCAUGGUCUUCAGUCUUCACAGAGACAACAGUCAGUGGCAACUUGGGGAGAUUGCCCCCCUCCUGCCCUCCUCUCUCCUGAGUGGUCCAAAGUUCCUCCCCUUCCUCUUUAAAAUGAAGGGUAUGUGGUUCCUCCUCUUCUUUAAUCAGUCGGCGUUGUGGCUCCUCUUCUUCCUCUUUAAAACGAGAGGCCCGUGGUUCUUUAUUUUCCUCCUUAACAUGUGCGGGCUGUGAUUCUUCCUCUUUACAAUGAAGGGGCGGCGGUUUCUCUUCUUCUUUAAUGUGAGGGGGUUGUGGUUCCUCCUCCUGUUGAAUAUGGGGGAACUGUGGAUCCUCCUGCCCCAGAGUCAAGCUCCUCCCUUGCGGUCGACGGGCACGUUCUUCAUGACUUUCAACCCACUGCUAACAUUUACUCCCCGAGCAGCAGGAGUGGACCUCCAGGAUGAUGCAGGAGGAGCUACAGCCCCCCCAUAUUAAAAAAGAAGAGGAUUUGACACGGUCCCCAUGCAUUAAAGAGCAAGAAGAUACUCCACAUCCCCACCACAUGAAAGAGGAGGCCUGGCCGCCUAACUUUAAAGAGAAAGAUGAAGGGCCACAUCUCCCUCACAUUAAAGAGGAAGAGGAAGAACACAGCAUCAGUCAGGAGGGAGAGCAUCUUGAAGGAGUGGAGGAGUUCCCAGUGACUGGUGUCCCUGUGAAGAGUGAAGAUGAUGAGGUCAAAGGUGAAAGUGAGGAGAGGGGAGAGGCGGAAACCGAUGGAGACCACUGUGGAGGAUCACAAGCAGACAAGCCCUUAGCUCCACUAUCAGAUAGUGAGGACACAACGUCACACUCUCCUGACACUGAUGAUGAAGACUCUAAAGAUGAUAAGACAUGUCACACUGACAACACACACUUCACAUGUUCACUCUGUGACAAAACUUUUAGUCACCGUCGCAAUAUCAAAAGACACAUGAGAAUACAUACUGGAGAAAAACCUUUUUCAUGUUCAAUCUGCGGUAAAGAUUUUAAUCAAAGGCACCAUUUGAAAGCACACAUGACAAUACACACUGGAGAAAAACCUUUUUUAUGUUCAAAAUGCGGUAAAAGCUUUCAACGGAACGACGUGUUGAAAGAACACAUGACAAUACACACUGGAGAAAAACGUUUUUUCUGCUCAGAAUGUGGGAAAAGUUUUGUACAACGUAGCUAUUUGAAAGGACACUUGAGAAUACACACUGGAGAAAAACGCAAUACCUGUUCAAUCUGUGGGAAAACCUUUGUAGAAAAACACAAUUUAAAAGUACACAUGAUAACACACACUGGAGAAAAACCUUUUUCCUGUUCAGUAUGUGGUAAACGUUUCGCACGGAAACCGUAUUUGAAUGAACACAUGCAAACACACACUGGAGAGAGAACAGUUUCCUGUUUGGAAUGUGGUAAAGUUUUUACACAGAAAUAUAAAUUAAAAGUCCACAUGAGAACACACACCGGAGAGAAAGUGUUUAGUUGCAGUGUGUGUGGUGAAAGAUUCUCUUAUAAGAAGCAGUGCAAGAAACACAAGUGUGCUGGUGAGAACAGCAGUAAAUGAAGAUGCAGGAUUUGAAAUAAAUUGUCAAAAAGUUGCUAACUUUGACUUUCUAACAACAUCAGCACAUAUAACAUAUAAUGACUGUCUCAGAAUCCUGCCCAGAAAGCCUAUUUAAACUAAUGUUUAAACAUAUAUGUAGACUCCAGGGGUCCAAGAAUGAUCUUAUUAUACAGAUAGAUAGUAAUUAUGUUAGGUACCAAUCCUGUUUAUGGGAACACUGGUAUCUGUGCCCUUUAUAGAAUGUGUAGAUGCAUUUUCAAAGUAUAUGUGUGUGUGUGUGUGUGU